Molecule: messenger RNA, 816 nt
Organism: Trifolium pratense (red clover)
Lineage: Eukaryota; Viridiplantae; Streptophyta; Magnoliopsida; Fabales; Fabaceae
Product: BON1-associated protein 2-like
Exons: 1
Coding region: 231-764 (177 amino acids)
Biological process (GO): defense response
Source: RefSeq, a predicted model, not a curated record
UUUUCAUAAUUUCAUCAAAUUUCUAAUCCUACACACUUCUUUUUAGCAACUACAAAAACUAGGUGACCUUAUAAAUAAAUUUGAGAGAUUAGUUUUCGACCGUUAGUUGAAUACCUGAAGUCAUCGAUAAAAAGGUAAUUAAUAAAUUACUAUACAUCACUCUGCGCGCUUUGAGUUAAAAAGAUUAAUAUCUGACUUUCUGUUGAGAUAUCUUGAAACACCAAUAUAAAAUGUCACGAACAAUAGAGAUAACAAUUUUGUCAGCAGAGAAUCUCCAAGAAAACAAAAAAGCUAUAAAAGGGAACACCUUUGUCACGGUUCAAUGCGACGGAAGCAGCGAUGAAUUGAGCACGACCAAAAUUGAUUGGGAAGGCGGGAGUUACCCAAAAUGGAAUGAGAAGUUGGUUAUUGAUGUGCCAUCACAUGCAAGGUUUAUAACAAUAGAGGUGAAGUACAAAAUAAGAGGAAGUAGUAGUAGUAUUGGAAUGGCUAGAAUACCGGUUUCAGAUUUUAUUGGAGGGUAUGUACAUGAAAAUCAAUUGCAAUUUUUAAGUUAUAGGUUGUGGGACAAUAGAGUUAGGAGAAAUGGGGUUAUAAAUAUUUCAACUAAGGUAAAAUUCUCCCAACAAAAUUCUUGUUGCAAUUCGAUAUCGUCGACAGGGAAUGGAGUUCCGGUGACCGGGAUUCCGGUGGCAGGGAAUGGCUCCACAAGUGUUGUAACGGGGAUUCCAGCUGUUUGGUUAAACUACCAAAGAAAUAUUUGAAUUGUACUUUGUCAUCGUCAUGUAUUAAAAAAUAAAGCAUACAUUUUCUUUU